UGACCGUUCUAACCUACAAUAAUUUAAAGUUCUAACUUCUAACCUUGCAGAGAUGUUUGUGAAAAUUUUAAUGAAACAUGGUCAAUUUAAAAUAUUUUCACAAAGCAGAUAUUUUUCAAAUAGGAAUAUGCUGAAACUUAAAGAUCGUGGCAUGUUCCAAGAUAUUUUUCCCGAUAAUGCAGCAAAUGUCGUAACUGAUAUUUUCAAUUCCGGUUACCAGACUGUAUAUGCUGGAUUCGACCCAACCGCAAAUAGUUUACAUGUAGGAAAUUUGUUGGUACUUUUUAAUUUACUGCAUUGGCAAAGAGGAGGACAUAAGACUAUAGCUGUAAUUGGUGGAGGUACAGCAAAAAUAGGAGAUCCUAGUGGAAGAAAUACUGAACGUGAGCAAUUGUCAAGAUUAUCUAUAGAUGACAAUAUAGUGGGUGUAUGUGAAAAUAUAGAAACAGUAUUCCGCAAUCAUGAAAAGUACCUUUGGAAUGAAAAAGACCCUCUUAUACCAUUAAGGAUAGUCAACAAUGAGAGUUGGUACAGUCAAAUGAAUGCAAUUGAACUAAUUGCUGGAGCAGGGAGGUAUAUGAGAAUGGGAACAUUAAUGUCGAGAACUAGUGUACAAAACAGGCUACAGUCACAAGCAGGAAUGAGUUUUACGGAAUUCAGUUACCAGUUAUUUCAGGCUUAUGAUUGGCUACACUUGUUCAAAACGUAUGGUUGUUCCUUCCAGAUAGGUGGAAGUGACCAAAUGGGCAAUAUUAUGUCGGGUCAUGAACUAAUUAGUAAAGCCUGUGAAAAACCUGUAUAUGGUUUAACCCUUCCAUUGAUAACAACCGAAAUGGGAGACAAAUUUGGUAAAUCAGCCGGCAACGCCGUGUGGUUAUCCAGUGACAAAACAUCCUCGUUCACAUUCUACCAAUUUUGGAUGAGGCAGCCUGAUUCUGAAGUCGAAAAAUAUCUCAAAAUGUUCACUUUUGAUUCAUUAGGUGCUAUAUCUGACCUUAUGAGGCAACAUCGAGAAAAACCAGAGCUGCGACUGCCUCAGAAGAGACUUGCUGAGCAAGUGACACUUCUUGUACAUGGAAAAGAGGGUUUGAUAAAGGCCCAAAGAGCCACUAGAGCUCUAUAUGAGGGUAGUAUAAGUGCAUUAGGACAAAUAGAUGCAAAAGAUGUUUCCAGUUUGUUUGGGGGUGCAACAAUUGUUGAAGUCUUACCUGAAGCUGGACAGAGCAUUCUAGAACUGGCAAUGAAAGUGGGAUGUUUCCCAACAAAGGAGGAUGCAGUACGGAUCAUUUGUGCUGGAGGCUUCUACAUCAAUCAACAAAAGGCAAGUAAUCCAAGUGAAGUGAUUAAUAUCAAUGUUCACAGACUGGAAAAUAAUAUUUCUCUACUCAGGGUAGGCAAAAAAAAUUAUUAUCUAGUUAAAUGGCUGUCUUGAUAGAAAUUCUUAAUAUUUGUUUUAUUAUAUUUAUGAUAUAAAUAUUGGAAGAUCU
Messenger RNA from Leptinotarsa decemlineata (Colorado potato beetle), 1487 nucleotides. RefSeq names its product Tyrosine--tRNA ligase, mitochondrial (gene TyrRS-m). Gene Ontology annotation, cellular component: cytosol; mitochondrion. Lineage: Eukaryota; Metazoa; Arthropoda; Insecta; Coleoptera; Chrysomelidae. The record is from RefSeq and is a predicted model, not a curated record. Gene Ontology annotation, molecular function: tyrosine-tRNA ligase activity; RNA binding; ATP binding. Gene Ontology annotation, biological process: tyrosyl-tRNA aminoacylation.